This is a messenger RNA of Myotis davidii, 2357 nucleotides long. RefSeq names its product keratin 1, type II (gene KRT1). Gene Ontology annotation, cellular component: keratin filament. The transcript is spliced from 9 exons. The coding region runs from base 81 to 1880 and encodes 599 amino acids. The record is from RefSeq and is a predicted model, not a curated record. Gene Ontology annotation, molecular function: structural constituent of skin epidermis. NCBI's taxonomy places the organism in Eukaryota, Metazoa, Chordata, Mammalia, Chiroptera, Vespertilionidae. Gene Ontology annotation, biological process: intermediate filament organization; keratinization.
GGGGAAGUUUCUGUGCUUGGAGUAGAGGAGUGUUAGCUCCUUCCCUUUCUCUACUUUGCUCCUACUCUCUUUAAGUCAACAUGAGUCGCCACUUUAGUUCCAGGUCUGGGUACCGGAGUGGAGGAGGCUUCAGCUGUGGCUCUGCUGGGGUAGUCAGCUUACAACGUAGGAGCACUAGCUGCUCUGUGCGCCGUAGUGGAGGAGGUGGUGGGAGAUUUUCAGUUGGAGGAUGUGGUGGAGGAGGCGCUGGUGGUGGCUUUGGAAGUCGAAGUCUUGUUAACCUUGGUGGCAGUAAAAGUAUCUCCAUUAGUGUGGCUAGAGGAGGUGGACGUAGUGGUUUUGGUGGCUAUGGCAGUGGUGGCUUUGUGGGUGGUGGAUUUGGGGGUGGUUUCGGCAGUGGUGGUUUUGGCAGUGGAGGUGGUUUUGGUGGAGGUAGUUUUGGGGGUGGUUUUGGGCCCGUCUGCCCUCCUGGUGGCAUACAGCCAGUCACCAUCAAUCAGAGCCUUCUGCAACCCCUCCAUGUGGAGAUUGACCCUGAGAUCCAAAAAGUAAAGUCUCAAGAAAGGGAGCAAAUCAAGUCACUCAACAACCAAUUUGCCUCCUUCAUUGACAAGGUGCGAUUCCUGGAGCAGCAGAACCAGGUGCUGCAAACAAAAUGGGAGCUGCUGCAGCAGAUAAAUACCUCCACCAGGACCCACGACCUAACCCCCUACUUUGAGUCAUACAUCAACAGUCUUAGAAAGAGAAUGGACCAACUGAAGAGCGAUCAAUCUCGAAUGGAUUCGGAAUUGAAGACCAUGCAAGAUCUGGUGGAAGAGUACCGGAACAAAUAUGAGGAAGAGAUCAACAAACGGACAAAUGCAGAGAAUGAGUUUGUGACCAUCAAGAAGGAUGUAGAUGCUGCUUAUAUGGCCAAGGUGGAACUUCAGGCCAAAGUUGACAACUUGCGCCAGGAAAUUGAUUUCUUCACAGCACUCUACCAAAUGGAGCUGUCUCAGAUGCAGACUCAUAUCAGUGACACCAAUGUCAUCCUCUCCAUGGACAAUAACCGCAGCCUGGACUUGGGCAGCAUCAUUGCUGAGGUCAAGAACCAGUAUGAGGAGAUUGCUCAGAGGAGCAAGGCUGAGGCUGAGGCCCUGUACCAGACGAAGUAUGAAGAGCUCCAGGUCACUGCUGGCCAACAUGGGGACAAUUUGAAAACUUCUAAGAUGGAGAUUUCUGAGCUGAAUCGGCUAAUCCAGAGACUUAGAGCUGAAAUCAACAGUGUAAAGAAGCAGAUCUCUGGGCUGCAGCAGUCCAUCAGCGAUGCUGAGCAGCGUGGCGAGAAUGCCCUCAAGGACGCCCAGGGCAAGCUGAAUGAGCUGGAGGAUGCCCUGCACCAGGCCAAGGAGGACAUGGCCCGGCUGCUGCGUGACUACCAGGAGCUGAUGAACACCAAGCUGGCCCUGGACGUGGAGAUCGCCACCUACAGGGCCCUCUUGGAGGGAGAGGAGAGCAGGAUGUCUGGAGAGUGUGCCCCGAACGUGAGCGUGUCUGUGAGCACCAGCCACACCAGCAUCAGUGGAGGUGGUGGCCGAGGAGGCGGCGGUAGCUACGGUUCCGGAGGCGGCUACGGCUCUGGAGGAGGAGGGGGCUAUGGUUCUGGAGGUGGCAGCAGCGGAGGCAGCUACGGCGGCAGCUACGGCGGAGGCGGCAGUAGUGGGGGACACAGAGGCGGUUCUGGAGGAGGCGGCGGCAGCUCUGGUGGCCGGGGUUCCAGCGGUGGUGGCGGAGGCGGGAGCUCCGGAGGCCGGGGAUCCAGCUUUGGGGGCACGAAGACCUCCGGUGGCAGUUCCAGCGUGAAGUUUAGUUCUACCAGCUAUUCCCUAGGGACCCGAUAAAGCGGUGGUCUCUAUCCUGUUAGCUCUCCCUCUCCAUCACUACCAAAUUUGCUUGCAAGACCAAGGCCAGCCUCACUGAAGAAAAACACCACCGGUUACCUUGGUUCAGCCUAUCUCCCCAGCUCUUUCCUUUCUGCUCUGCUUCCCAAACAAGUUUUAGAACCAGUGACAAGCUCAGUUCCUGCUAUGACCCUUUGUGCUUUAUCUCAGAAACAGUUCAGCCGUCACCACUGCACACAUUACAUUUCAAUGCACCUCCUAAGUCAGCCAGAGGUGGGCAGGCUGGUUAGACCCAGGGCUUCUCCGUCAUGCAAUGAAUGCACAUGCUCUGGACAGCUCAUUUCUAUCCUCUCUCUUGCAGCAAGCUCUGUGCUGCUUUGGUUUUUUAUGUACGGUGUCAGCCAGUUGAUUGACUUCUGUGGAGAGGUCUUAAACGCCCGUUUCCUUGUGUUGCUGCAAUAAACUGAAUUGAAAUUC